This is a messenger RNA of Cavia porcellus (domestic guinea pig), 4828 nucleotides long. It is a transcript of the gene Satb2, whose product is annotated as SATB homeobox 2. Gene Ontology annotation, molecular function: RNA polymerase II cis-regulatory region sequence-specific DNA binding; DNA-binding transcription factor activity, RNA polymerase II-specific. The transcript is spliced from 11 exons. Bases 280 to 2478 code for a protein of 732 amino acids. The record is from RefSeq and is a predicted model, not a curated record. NCBI's taxonomy places the organism in Eukaryota, Metazoa, Chordata, Mammalia, Rodentia, Caviidae. Gene Ontology annotation, biological process: regulation of transcription by RNA polymerase II; chromatin remodeling.
GGGGAGAGGGGGACUGCGAGCGCUCUUAGCUUAGGUAACCAACAAACCCAAUUACUAGGCUUUAUUGAUACUAAAAGGAGAAGUUACUGUCCUAACAGUUCUCCGGCGUAUUAGCGACUGAAAUCUGCCCGGGCUGACGGAAACGCCGCGGGCGGUCUGGGCUCCGGAGGUGGCAGCGCUGACCACGGCCAGGCCGGGCCGGCGGUGGCGGUGGACGGAGGUCCCCGCGCGCUUUAUUGCGACCUGCCGGCGGGAGCCUGGUCCCCGAGCCCGAGCGGCAUGGAACGGCGCAGCGACAGCCCGAGCCUGCGGGACAGCCCCGAGCGGCGAGGCGGCAGCCCGGACGCCAAGGGGCCCCCGGCGAAGGCGGCGCGGCUGGAGCAGAACGGCAGCCCCCUGGGCGCGCGCGGGCGCACUAACGGCGCGGCGGCCCGGGCCGUGGGAGGUUUGAUGGUGCCCGUCUUCUGCGUGGUGGAGCAGCUGGACGGCUCUCUCGAGUAUGACAACAGAGAGGAACACGCUGAGUUCGUCCUGGUGCGCAAGGAUGUGCUCUUCAGCCAGCUGGUGGAGACGGCGCUCCUGGCGCUGGGCUACUCCCACAGCUCUGCGGCCCAGGCCCAAGGAAUAAUCAAGCUGGGGAGGUGGAACCCUCUCCCCCUCAGUUAUGUGACAGACGCGCCUGACGCCACGGUGGCUGACAUGCUACAAGACGUCUAUCAUGUCGUGACGUUAAAGAUCCAGUUACAAAGCUGUUCGAAGUUGGAAGACUUGCCAGCCGAGCAGUGGAACCACGCCACCGUCCGCAAUGCCUUAAAGGAGCUGCUCAAAGAGAUGAACCAGAGCACACUAGCCAAAGAAUGCCCUCUCUCCCAGAGUAUGAUUUCAUCCAUUGUAAAUAGCACAUACUAUGCCAAUGUGUCAGCAACCAAGUGCCAGGAGUUUGGGAGAUGGUAUAAAAAAUAUAAGAAGAUUAAAGUGGAAAGAGUGGAACGAGAAAACCUUUCAGACUAUUGUGUUCUGGGCCAGCGUCCAAUGCACUUACCAAAUAUGAACCAGCUGGCCUCCCUGGGGAAAACCAGUGAACAGUCUCCGCACAGCCAAAUGCACCACAGUGCGCCCAUUCGCAACCAAGUGCCCGCGCUGCAGCCCAUCAUGAGCCCUGGCCUCCUCUCGCCCCAGCUCAGCCCGCAGCUCGUCCGGCAGCAGAUCGCCAUGGCCCACCUGAUCAACCAGCAGAUCGCCGUCAGCCGCCUGCUGGCCCACCAGCACCCCCAGGCCAUCAACCAGCAGUUCCUGAACCACCCGCCCAUACCCCGGGCAGUCAAGCCGGAGCCCACCAGCUCCUCCGUGGAGGUCUCUCCCGACAUCUACCAGCAGGUCCGAGAUGAGCUCAAGCGGGCCAGCGUGUCCCAGGCUGUGUUCGCCAGAGUGGCGUUCAACCGCACACAGGGGCUGCUGUCGGAGAUCCUGCGCAAGGAAGAGGAUCCCCGGACAGCCUCGCAGUCCCUGCUUGUGAACCUGCGGGCCAUGCAGAACUUCCUCAACUUGCCCGAGGUGGAGCGGGACCGCAUCUACCAGGACGAGCGUGAGCGCAGCAUGAACCCCAAUGUGAGCAUGGUGUCCUCAGCCUCCAGCAGCCCCAGCGCCUCCCGCACCCCACAGGCCAAAACCUCGACACCGACGGCAGAUCUCCCCAUGAAGGUGGACGGUGCCAACGUCAAUAUCACAGCUGCCAUUUAUGACGAGAUCCAGCAGGAGAUGAAAAGGGCCAAGGUGUCCCAAGCCCUGUUUGCCAAAGUGGCUGCAAAUAAAAGUCAGGGCUGGCUCUGUGAGCUGCUCCGCUGGAAGGAGAACCCAAGCCCGGAGAACCGCACGCUGUGGGAGAACCUCUGCACCAUCCGCCGCUUCCUGAACCUCCCCCAGCACGAGAGGGACGUGAUCUACGAGGAGGAGUCGCGGCACCACCACAGUGAGCGCAUGCAGCACGUGGUCCAGCUGCCCCCCGAGCCCGUGCAGGUCCUCCACCGGCAACAGUCCCAGCCCACCAAGGAGAGCUCCCCACCUCGGGAAGAGGCGCCCCCCGCGCCCCCUCCAGCUGAUGACAGCUGUGCCAAAAAGCCCCGCUCGCGCACCAAGAUCUCCCUGGAGGCCCUGGGCAUCCUGCAGAGUUUCAUCCACGACGUGGGCCUGUACCCAGACCAGGAGGCCAUCCACACGCUGUCGGCGCAGCUGGACCUGCCCAAGCACACCAUCAUCAAGUUCUUCCAGAACCAGCGCUACCAUGUCAAGCACCACGGCAAACUCAAGGAGCACCUGGGCUCCGCCGUGGACGUGGCUGAGUACAAGGACGAGGAGCUGCUCACCGAGUCGGAGGAGAACGACAGCGAGGAGGGCCCCGAGGAGGUGUACCGGGUGGAGGCCGAGGAGGACAGCGGCGACAGGGCCAAGGCCGCGCCCGCCGAGGGCGACCAGAGAUGAUGCGGCCGCGGCAGCGUCCCCGCGUCCUCUCCCUUCCUCACAGACACCCUCUCGGCUUGUUGCAUUCUCGUCCUUUUGUGUCUGUCUGGUUUCCCUUGCCCGUCACGACAUUCCUCUGUUGCACAGGACAUGCCUGGAGACUGAGUCCGGCACUUUAGCUCGGACAGCACCUUGGCAGAGACUUCCGCGGCCCAGCCCAGCCCGAGCCCGCAGGGUGCAGUGGCCCUGCCCACCAGCGGUGGGGGGCUCGGGCUCAGGCUCGGGCUGCAGGGCACGCGCGUGUGCAUAUGUACAUGUGUGUGCGUGUAUAGAGCUCUGCUCCCCGCGUGGAUGCAGACCGCGGCCUGCGAGAACAGGCCACGAGAUGAGCUCCACGGAAAAGACUUGGCCACCUGUUAAAACCACUUCCCACGAGUCGCUUUGGCUUUUUGAUGACCUGCGGCCUGCUCUCAGGGUGGGGUGACUUAUUUUUUGAACGCCUAUUUAUUUUUUGUGUUUGUCCCUGAUGUUUUUUUUAAUUCAGUGGCUUCCUAUCUGGCAGCUCCAUGGGUAAUUUUUAGAGGUAUGUAUUUAACAAGAUAAAUCAACACUGCCAAAAAAAAAAGGAAUAAAGAAGAAGGCGAGUGAAAACAAAUCAGGGCAAAUUAAAAUGCUACAAGUCAGAUUACUCACUCGCAAAGACACAGUUCAGUGCACAGUUCAGUGACUGCGCAGCGGACUGGCUGGCUGGCUGGCUGGCCGUCCGUCCGUCCGUCCAUCCAUCCCUCGUUGGUCCUCGCCCUGGUGAGCAGAUCUGCAUCCUGGAGGCCAGGCGAGGAAAAGCCAGCUCCGUGCAGCAGCUGCCUGCCUGGUGGCAGCCCGAAUUCAUGCCAGGAGCCACAGCUCACGGGGAAUCACUUCCCUGUGGUGGCUUCAGAUCUUAAACUAUUAAGCCUGCUCAUUUAAAAGUUGUUCUUCUUGGUUGUUGCUGUUUUUGUUUUUGUUUUCGUUUUACUAGAAAAUAGUUCAGUGUAUGUUAAGUUAGGGAAGAAGCUGCCGCCCAGCCCGAGGGGCUCCCUCUCCCCACCUGGCUCUUAUUCCCAAGCUCGGACUCCUCCUCGUCACAGGCGAUGACCCCUGGUCACCUGCACCGUUCGCCCGCCCCGCUGCAGCCCCAGCCCAGCCGCUGCCAGCCCUGCGUGCUGGCCUCCGGCAGCAGUCAGUGAAGCAGCCGCGGCAGGGUCACCUGCGUGGCGCGGAAGGAAAGUGUCCCGCUGUCCACGUGUGGAGCCCGGGGCUGCCCUGUCCUUGCCCUUCACGGAGGCAGGAGGGCACCGCGCCCAGGUGCCUGACUCUGCCUCCCGUGUUCGCGGCCCCACACGGGUGGAGUUUUUUUCGGUUGUGUCUCAUGCAACUUUGUCAAAGACCUCAUGCAAUAUCACUUUGAAAGUUACUUUCUGUUUACCACACAAGCAUUGUAAUAUAACUGUUAAUACUAUUUAUAUAUUUGAAAGGUAUAAAAGGUAGGAGUUAAAAAACGUCUAUGUGUAGAUGUUAACUCAGAACUUACACUCUACAGGGAGAAGACACGUUGCAAUACAAGCUAACUCUAGCUGCUCAGUGACCUCUGGAGUUUUUAAGGGACAUUUUCCUGUACUGUUUCCAAUAACGACGUUUCGACCUUACCUUGCCAUGAGCGUCACAUGUCCGCGGAGGGGCGGCGGCGGGGAAGUCGCUCCUUCCUGUCUGUCCGUGCUGCAGCUUUGCCCGAGGGCCGAGCUCGCUGCCCGAGCCCCAGUUACCCCCCGCUCGUCUUCUCGGCCGUCGCCAAGGUCACUCUGCACACACCCUAGGAACCGGCUCUGCCAAGCUCUCGCCAGGUGGCUCCUUGCUCCAUGACAUCCGCAUUGGGGAUCUUUUACACUUCAACCAAAAAUUUAUUAGGUAUUUUUCAAUGCUAAGUCUUGCCUUUUAUGUUUUAAGUUCACUGCCGAGUUUGCAGUGGUUCUAAGUGAAUCUGUGGGCAUUUUAGCCUGUGGUCUUGCCAGAUCUUUGCGAAUUACAAUGCAUAUAUGUCUAUUUAUUCAAUAUCUGUCAUAUAAUAUCUAUUUGGAAAAAGAAACUUUCUCUUGUAGUGCCUCUUGACAAAGCACAAUUUCCCGCCUUUUUUUUGUGAAAUGAAAAGAAAAAAACAAAUUGUGUUUUAUUGCAGUAUCAACAAUGUGAAUAAGGAUUAACAUAUUGUAAAUGUUCUUUUUUCCAUGUAAAUCAACUAUCUUUGUUAUCACUAAGUGAUAAUUAAUUUUUAACUUAUGUGCAUUGUUAGGCUGUUAGAAUUUUUUGGUUGUUAAAAUAAAACGCAUUCAAUAAA